GCAGUUACUGAUAUAGCCAAGGUGGGACGCUGCUGGAGGGAGCUAGAAGGGAUCAGCCAGCCAUGCCUCCAGUUCAGGUAUGUGGCAUUGCUAAGCUCGGAACAGGACUUGCCAAUGUCUAAAGGAAAAAGAGGAGAGAUCUCAAGAGAGAUAACCAAUUGGCUGGCAAAGUAACAAAUGAAAAGUAACCUGACUCUAUUGACCCGCUUAACCCUGCACAGGGGGAAGGAUGGAAAUGAGCAGCUGUUUGCUUUGAAACAGUGGAACAGUUUUACAGCCUUAGAAAAUGGCAUGUAACGUACCUAGCCAAAGACAGCGGACUCUGUCAACAACAGGAGAAGCUCUAUACGAAAUUCUUGGUCUGCGUAAGGGAGCAUCAAAUGAAGAAAUUAAGAAAACCUACAGAAAAUUGGCCCUGAAACACCAUCCAGACAAGAAUCCAGAUGAUCCAGCUGCUACUGAGAAGUUUAAAGAAAUCAACAACGCCCACGCAAUACUUACUGACAUCUCAAGGAGAAGCAUAUACGACAAGUACGGAUCGCUGGGACUCUACGUAGCCGAGCAGUUUGGAGACGAAAAUGUUAACACCUACUUCAUGCUGUCGAGUUGGUGGGCAAAGGCCCUGUUUGUCAUCGUUGGCCUCUUGACAGGCUGCUAUUUUUGCUGCUGCCUGUGCUGCUGCUGCAACUGUUGCUGUGGGCAUUGCCGGUCCAAGUCAUCAGUGCCAGAAGAGGACUUCUACGUGCCCCCAGAGGAUCUGGAGGCACAGAUCAAAUCCGACAUGGAAAAAGAUGUGGACUUUCCAGUUUUUCUCCAGCCUACAAGUGCAAAUGAGAAAACACAGCUAAUCAAAGAAGGAUCUCGAAGUUAUUGCACAGACUCUUGAUAUUGAGCCCUCUGAGAGUCCACAGUCCCUCCUCUCAGUUCAGUCUUGUUUCCAGAUGGUCGUAGGGGAGCGUGUGGGGCAUAAAGUGCUGUGAACUUUUCCAUCUUGGUAUUUUAUUUUUGGGUUAGGAAAGCAUGAUUGCUAUAUAAUUUUCUCAGUUUGCAGACUUUCUCUCUGAGUAGAAUUUCUUAUGAAACACAUUCAAUUUGGGUGAAUAAAGGCCUAAAGAGUUAUUUUAUGCUCCUUGCCUGAUGUAGGACAGUGGAAUUGUACAGCCUUUAUGAACCUGCCCUUUAUGUGAGGCAGAUCUGAUUCCUAACUGAGCAAAGUAAUAUUCCAGAACAGAAGCCACUUUUCUUGCAUGUAGCACAAUAUUGAUAUCUACCACAAACAUCAUCAUCAAAAUAUAUGAGAACCUAUAAAGAGUUUUUGGGUGUGGAGCCUCUUCCAUGUCAAUAUUCAAUAAAGUUAUAGAAAUGUUUCAAGAGC
Chlorocebus sabaeus (green monkey) is the source of this 1375-nucleotide messenger RNA. The record is from RefSeq and is a predicted model, not a curated record. Lineage: Eukaryota; Metazoa; Chordata; Mammalia; Primates; Cercopithecidae.